Nilaparvata lugens (brown planthopper) is the source of this 2222-nucleotide messenger RNA. RefSeq lists its product as uncharacterized. The transcript has a single exon. Gene Ontology annotation, biological process: cristae formation. Gene Ontology annotation, cellular component: mitochondrial crista junction; MICOS complex. Lineage: Eukaryota; Metazoa; Arthropoda; Insecta; Hemiptera; Delphacidae. The record is from RefSeq and is a predicted model, not a curated record. Bases 1573 to 2166 code for a protein of 197 amino acids.
CGCUACAAUGUGUACAUAGCCUUAGAAACAACGAGUGUACAAAAUAUGCUCAUGAGUCUACGGUCUACUACUACUAGCACUUGCUAUGAGGCAAUUUAGCACUAUCGUACUAUUAAAAAUGGAAAUUUGAAAUGUUUUCCAUCAAAACAAUACUGUAAACAAUUCAAUUUAUUUUCGCACACACAUACAAGUUUGAUACAGAUAUUAACAAAAAUAAUACUUGCAAAACAACAACAAUACACAUUAAAACAAAAUGAAAAGAAAGUGGUUCAAAAAAAGGGUGGAGGAUUGAAGGGGUUUUCCAAAUAUAGAUAUCCAUGUACUGGGAAAACCUUAAAACCUUGAGAAGGUGAAAAAGGUAUCAGGUAAAGUAGAAGAUGGUAGAUAUGAAAGGAUGGGAUUAAUGAAGAAAAAUAAGGAAAGGGAUGAAAAAGAAACCGAUAGGACCAGGUGUUAAAGAAAGAUUCGAAGAACAGUUCAAAUCAGUUCUAAAUCUGUUUUGAAUAACUUUUUAUGAGUUAUCAAAGUUGUAAAGUCUUUUUUCGAGACAUUAGAAAAUUCCUUCUCUGAUGACGGUGAAAACGCAAAACUUGGUGAUGGACGUAUGAAUGAAAUUCGAUGUGUAUGAAGUUGCCGCUUUGAUCAUAUGCGCCACUGUAUUCACGACCACUAAACGGCAGUCGUAUAUAGUCGAGGCUAGAGACGGCUGCUACACGACGUCCAUACGAUAAAAAUCGUUGAUCGACGUGUUUGUAAUCACCCAUUCAUUCCAUUGCGCCACUAUAGAAAACUGAACGUUCGAUUUUUUAUCGAACGACCAAAAUCGAUGUGUUUGAAAAGCUGAUUUUGUUUGAACGUCCAGCUUUCCAUCGGCUUCACUACCACAUAGCAAAAAGAUGGCAAACAGCUGAUGCGAAUCAUUAAAAAUGCACGAUCACGAUCAAAAUCGUUAUAAAAUCGAUGUGUCUGAAAUCUACUUCAAGUUUUGGUCGUACGAUAAAAAUUCGAACGACCUUUUAUCGAACGACCAAAAUCGAUGUGUGUGUAGCUAGCCUUACAGAUAAAUUCGAUAACAAAUUGCGCAAUGUGACAAUAUUAUAUCAUAAUGACAAUAUAUCUUAAUGAUUAUUAUUUGAUCAAUGGUGGAAAAAUAUCUAAAUAUUACUUGAUGAGUAAUAAAAUAAAUAACUAAUCGAAAUAAAUUAUUGAGAAAAGUAUCAUAGAAGUAUAAUUUUAGUUUAAAAAAAUAUAUAAACUUUUGCAUUGGAACAAAAAUAAUUAAUUUUCAUUAACUUUGGCGGGGAGGAGAUUGCUCUACAAAGUGAGAAAUUUUGUUAUUGACAAAUUAUUUUGUAGUCAAAUGGCAUUAACUCACAAACUAGACUGCCAAACAGCUGACUGAUGAAUAUCUGAAGCACCUGGUAACUGGUAAGUGAUAUGUUACUAUGUUGUUUAUUAACCUUUCAAUUUACUGCUAAGAACUUUGGGUAAAGCGUAUUAGUUUUUGUUUUCGUCAUGUAAAAAAUUUUUCCAAAUUUAUCAGUGAAACUUUGAAAAUUAUUUAAUGUGAAAAUGAGUUGCAAGAAGACAGUGAAGGUAAUAGAUUUGGGAGCGCAGACAAUAAAUUUGGCGAGACAACAGUUGAAAAGUAAAGCAUCGAUAUGUCCCGGUCAGAAGUGGGACUCGUGUUCGGGGUCGAUUCCGUCGCCACCGGGCAAGCGGAUCGCGGUGUGUACAUCGGAGCAGCUGAGGGGAAUGUGUCCGCCAGACCCGUGCGAGUGUCCACCCCCACCGCCGCCACCACCCACCACCGCCCAGCGCCUGAGGCGGCUGCUGUUGGCCGGUGCUAAGGUGGUACUCCUGGCCGGAGUGAUCAAGUGGACCGACGACCUGGGUGUGUGGGGUGACGCUCGUCGCACCGAUCAACUGCUCACCAACGCACAGGCCAGGCUUAAGCCCAUCGUACAGUCCAUUAAGCCCGCCACAGAUGACGACUACUCGCACACCAACUUUGCCACCAAAUGGAACAAUCUCGUCAUAUACGUUUUCAACAUGCUGGCUGUUCUACCGUCGAAAGUCAGCGGUGCAGUUUUGAGUAAACUUCAUUCUAUUCAAGCUCCACCACCUGAGGCUGAAUCAAAACCUGAGCCUGAGAAGAAAAAAUGAUUCAAAUAUUUUUCCACUGUAAAUUCUAGUUUGAAUAAAAAUUAUAAAGAAAACAA